Messenger RNA from Paramecium tetraurelia, 4122 nucleotides. RefSeq lists its product as uncharacterized. The transcript has 7 exons. The record is from RefSeq and is a predicted model, not a curated record. Gene Ontology annotation, molecular function: protein binding. NCBI's taxonomy places the organism in Eukaryota, Ciliophora, Oligohymenophorea, Peniculida, Parameciidae.
AUGGGUUCUAUUUGUGGAACGAAUAAUAAAAGAGUAAUUCCAAAAACAAAGAAAGCACAUUUAGGUUUAAGGUCAGGGCAAACAAUUUCAUCAUAAUCGGUGUUCUAGCAACAAUUAAAUAAAAAAACAUAAGAGAUAAACCAAAUUCAUAAACUGGAGAUCCAAGAUGAAGAUUUAGUGAACUGGGAUGAUCCAAUGAAACACUGCACGAAUCUACUAAAACCAAAAGGUUAUAAAGUAGCAAGAAUUCUAAAGACAACAAGUUCAUCAAUUACAGCUGAAGUUCUAGAUGGUUUUGGAACAUAAUUAAUAUUUAAGCGUUCUCUUUUUGAGAGCUUUGAUAAUGCCUCGAAUAAUAUAUCAUAUUUGUAUAACAUGAACAAAGUCAGCGCUGAAGGUUUGUUAAGGUUUACUUCAUUAACAAUCAGUUAAUUUGAAUCAACCAAUUUGCAAUAGAGGCCAGAGAAAACUCUCUAUGCAAUAGAUAGAAUGAUACCAAAAUACAAUACGCUGAGCGACUCUCUGGAAAAUUUAAAAUUAGAAUCUCUAAUGCAAAGUUUACUCGUUUUGGAACAAGUUAGUGAUGCGUUAAAUUAACUACACAAAGAAAAGUUCGCAUAUCGUUUCCUAAGGCCGGAAAGCAUUUUAACAAAAGACGGUAAAAAAUUUCUCUUAAGUAAUCCAUCUAUAUAAACUAAUCUUAAAGAAUAAAAAAUUAUCAAACACUUUGUUUAAUAAGAAAGUGAUUACUACAUAUAUGAUUGUGUGAUUUUUUCAUUAUUAUUUCUGUUUCUGGUUGAUCAUAAGAUAUACACUUUUGAUUCGCUAAUUGAACUUCGAUUGAAUUAAGAUGAAUGGGAAGGAUUGGUUGAUAACUAUAAAUAGUCAAUAGCAUCUCAAUUUGAAAAUGAUGUGCCUUAAAUGAUUAUGCAGUUAAUCGAACAAAUGAGUGUCUUUGAUAAAUUUGACAUUCCGAAAAUGAGUGAGAUUAAUCAUGCCAUAAAAAGUGUUCGUUAAAAAGGAAUGCAAACCUAUUUUAAAAAUGAUUCACUUGGAGCCUAUUUAUAAUAUCAUAAAGAAAAGACAUUACCUGAGGCAUCUCCUUGGUUAUAUUUCACUAAAGCAAAUCAAAUUCAUUUGUAUAAUUACGAAACUAAUAAAUUUCAUUUUUUGAAGGUUUAUAGAAAGAAACAGCCAUUCAAAAUAGAAUCUGAUGUAGUUUAUCAUCCUACCGAAGAUAAGUUCUUCUUCUUUAGUCAUAACACAUCUACAUUCCUAUUAAAAGUGUAUGAUGAAUCACAUGACAGAGGAAAUAUUAGUUAAAAGCGAGAAGUUGAAUUGUUUAGAAAUAUAAAGAAUGUCAAAUUUGAAGAUCCAUAACUAUUGGUGAUUAAUUUUACAACUGAAGAUGAAGCUAAUUAAGAGUAGCCUUUAGAAGUGAUUGAGGAUAAGAAAGAAAAUAAAAAGGGCAACAAGUAGUAAUAAUAGUAGUAGAAUGUCUUGGAGUAAGAACCAAAAUUAUUAUCGAAAAUUAUGGUCAUGAAUUAAUAAUAAUAAGCAGAUGAAGCUACUUAAGAAGUUUAUUUUAAUUCUUUUGAAGUGUCAUUUAAUUUAGAGUUAGUAAAGAAUGAUAAUGAAGAAGAUGUCUAUAAUUACGGAGAUGAUGAAUAUAUAACCAAAAAAGUAAUCAAAAUCUAUUAAGGGCCGAAGAAUUAUUAAUGGCAUAGAAGUUCUUUUCAUUUCUUUGAUCCACAUAACAAUUACAUUUAUUGUAUUCCUGAUUAUAAUAAUGUAUUCUAAAAUGGAAUCAGAUAUUGUUAUUACGACGUCUCUAAAAGAAAAGGGAAUUUCAAAGAAGGAUUAUUGAGAUUUGCUUGCAGCACUGAUGAAAUAUUCAAGUAGUUUUGUCUAUUAAACUUUAAAAUUAAACAUAUCGUAUAUUGUAUAGAAGUUCAGCAUGGAGUAUUUUUAAUGUAAGCAUCAAAAAACAUGCUGAUUUUGGAUUUUAAUUUUAGAUGUUUUUAUUCUUUGGCUUCUCUUAACUAAUUAUAGAAUUACAAAGAGAACAACAAGGAAAAUCCAAUUUUGUAUCAGAAUGCUUAUGAAACCAGAAACCAACCUUUCGAACUAAAGUGUUUGGAUGCUGGAGGACAUAAUUUUUUAUUUUAGAAUGGAUAUUUGCAUUGCUUAGCUAGAAAGGAGAUAGAGACAGUUCAUUGUGUCUUUAAUAUUCUUCCAAAUUAAGCCUGCAUAGAAUUGUUAAAUUGCUAUUCUUUGCACACUAAUUAAGACUUACUGCUUUUCAUUCCUAAAACUCUAAGUUUUGUUGUAAAGGCAUAAUAAAAACAGGUGGAUGAAAGUGUGUUUCGAAGAUAUUCAAAGCAUGUCAGAUAAUAUGGUGUGAUUAAAGACUUAUAUGCAGAUCAUAAUGAGGCUUAUUUAAGUGCUGAAACUAUGGAAGAAAAGCAAAAAUUUUAUUUACAUCAGAUCAAAGUUGAGUCUUUGGUAGAAGUGUCCUAGUUGUUCCAAGCAUUUAAUAAGAAGAUUCUUUCAGAAAUCCUAUUGACUCCUAUUGAAUACUUUGCAUGUUCAGAGGAAAAAAAUUCGUUUUAUAUGUAUUAUGUCAAUGAGGAAAUUUCAACUACUUUAGACUCUGAAGUCGAAAAUAGAAGACUUUAUAAAAAUCCUUUUGAAGCAAAAGAAUUAGCAUUGAUUGUAAAAAUUAUCUUUAAGGCUUUAAAAGAAUUGAAAGACAAUCAUAUGGAACAUGGAAAUUUAUCAACUAAUAGCUUAUGCUUUACAAAAGCUGGAAUUAUUAAAAUAUCAGGUUGGUAUGUAGCUAAUAGGAAGAAUUUCUCUACUGAUAUUGAUGAUGCAGUGAAGGUUCUAUAUUGUCUAGCUACACUUUAAAGAGUGUAGGACAUUGACACUAUGGAUUUUACAAAUCCUUAAAUCACUGCUUAUGAUGGUCUCAGCGAAUUUUUAAAGUCGACUUACAAAUUACCUAAGAAAACACCCUAUAUCAAUGUAUUGAAUUCAGCCUUGAAUUUGAGCAAAUCAUUGACAGCUUAAAAUAUUGAAUUCAAUGAAAUGCAAAGCAAGGCUUAGGCAAUCUUAUGGGUUGGUUAUGGCCAGAACUACAUCAUCAUAACUCCAUUAGAAAAUAUGAAGGACCCAAGAUUUAUGAAAGUCUGCAUCUUAAAACCAAACUAAACUAACUUUAAAAUAUCUAAACACUGCAUGUUCACUUUUAACUUUAUCGAUGUUAUUUAUAUAUCUGGAGCUAUUAAGGAGGAUAUGAAAACACAGCACCUUUAUGAGUGUGCAUACAAUAAGCACAAGGACACACAGACUGUUACUUUAAAGAGAUUACCUGACAUUCCAGCCCCAAUCUUGAGUCCAUCUAUGUUAUAUGCUGAAGGCAGAAUCUAUGUGAUUGGAGGCUAUGAACUUGGAGAAAACUUAAACAAAUAAAUUACUGAUAAGGUCUUUGUCUACACUAUUAAGACCAAAUAAUGGAAGCCUUUAAAAAAUCUACCGAUCAACAUCUAUGGAGGAACAGCCCUGCAUGAUGCAGACAAGAAUAUGAUAUUCUUAUUUGGCGGUGUUUCAAGUGAGAUCGAUCUGACUUCGGACAAACUCAUUUAUUUUACCUAUGAUAUAUUGAAAGAUAAUUGGGAAUUCAAUGUUGAUUUAUCCUUCAAAUCUCCAUUCGUAAAUUCAAGAUUUACAAAACCAAUUGUUGAUAUGGUGAGUCCAAAAUUAUUCAUAUCUUAUUACAAAACUGAAGAGGACUUUUUUAUUGAGGUUUUCGAACUUGUUAAAGCUGGUGUUAGUUUGAAAUUUAAAAUUAAGAAUCCAAUUGGCAAAAAGAAAAAUGAAAAAGAAAAUUUAGAAGCUUAUGCUGAAAAAGCGCCUAGAGAUUAUGAAAGAACAUUGCAAGAUGAUUUAUCAAUGGCUGUUUAUAAAGAUUCUAUUUAUGUAUUGGAUGAAGAGACUUAGAAUCUUAAUAUUUUCAGAAUCAAAGAUGUCUUUCAUCCUUAAAUCGAUAUUGUUAAAUGUUAAAUUAGGGAUAGCAAUCCUAUAACAAUCCAUUUAGUUUAAUAAGAAGCUCAAUAAUGA